This is a messenger RNA of Procambarus clarkii (red swamp crayfish), 5338 nucleotides long. It is a transcript of the gene p130CAS, whose product is annotated as Serine_rich_CAS and FAT-like_CAS_C domain-containing protein p130CAS. Gene Ontology annotation, biological process: cell surface receptor protein tyrosine kinase signaling pathway; cell migration. The record is from RefSeq and is a predicted model, not a curated record. Gene Ontology annotation, cellular component: cytoplasm; plasma membrane. Gene Ontology annotation, molecular function: protein binding. Lineage: Eukaryota; Metazoa; Arthropoda; Malacostraca; Decapoda; Cambaridae.
GUUGUUAGCUUGAUAAGAUAACCAGUUACACGAGCGGCGCGGUCAGAGGCGGUUGUGUUCGCGGUCGCUGGUGACCACACGUUACCUCAUCCUCCAGCAGGUGUUUGUGUUCCACGACUGUCCGCACACAGUCACUUGUGGAGGUGAGUGUUGUGAGAGUGGGAAGUGUGUGAGAGAGAGUACUAGGGGCAGGCACCAUGCCCUCCCUGCCUCAGCACGACGGCGUCUAUGCCACUCCCAGACCCACCCUGGUCCUCCCUGAUGACGACCACUACUCCGCUCCCAAACACUGCUACUCCCACGCUGAUGACGAGGUCCACUACUCAGCGCCUAGACCGCUGGCUAGAGACGAGCUGGAGGCUGAAUUUAUUCAGCCUAUCAAAAUGACGAACUGCAUGGCCCGGGCGCUGUACGACAACGUGGCCGAGUCCCCUGACGAACUGGCCUUCCGACGGAACGACGUCCUCACCGUCCUGGAGCAGAACACCGCCGGCCUCGAGGGCUGGUGGCUGUGUUCACUGCGGGGACGACAGGGUAUCUGUCCUGGCAACCGCUUGAGGAUUGUGCCAGGGAUAUUUGACACAGGUGCUGGUGUGACGUCACUGGCCUCCCUCACCACUGCCCACAGUCCUGCCACCAUCACCAUCACCACCAGCCCACCCACUCGCCUCGGAGCCACCAGCCCGGCACCCAGGCCUCAGCGACCACUCUCAAACAAGGUCGUAACACCACGUCGAGUAGGCGAUGUAUAUACCUACGAUACACCUCGUCCACUGACGCAUAAUCAACAGGCUUCUCAAAUGGACUACGACAUCCCCCCUACAAAGCACUCUCCCCUUGACAGUGGUGGUGCUCGUUUAUCACGUAGUAGCAGUCUCCGUUAUGAUUCUCCACGGACUCAUGCACGCUCACCACUUGAUCAAUAUGAUAUACCACGUUCACAAUAUGAUUCUCCUAAGGUACGACCAUUGUAUGACUCGCCAAAAUCUCAACAGCAUUAUGAUUCACCUCGAAUACACACUGACACUCAGCGCCUAAGCAGUGGCCCUCGUAGUCUUAUCAAAGGUAUCCGCGGAGGUGCUCCAGCAAGUGUGCUACCAUUAAGUGACAACCAUCAAGAAUAUGAUGUGCCAAGGCCAACAAAUGCCAAUCAGGAUGCUCAGCUUGAUAUGCCACCAAGUGAUCGUUCCAGUGGAGUAUCUGUCAUGUCUUGUGAAUCGUCACAAUUAUCGACCUCCUCUUCUGCCUCAUCACUAGCCGCUUCUGAAUCACUUUCUCUAUCCUCACUUGGUGGCUCUUCUAACCGCUCUAGCUUAGAAUCCCACGAUGUGUAUGACAUCCCACCAGAACCACGCAAAGUAGCAGUUUCUCAGCGUCCUAAACUUCCUCCACGAGAGUCAAGGGAUGUGAGGGAUGCUUAUGAUGUUCCUCGCACUGCCUUAUCAGUAGGAAUUGACACAUAUGAUACUCCACCUUCUAGAACACCACGUGCACUUCUAAUGCGUGGUGGGGAAGGUGUGUAUGAUGUGCCACCACAGGUUAGUAGAGAUGUACGUCAACCAGAUACUGUUGAUGCUACAACAAACCGUCUUUCCUCUGGUUCUGACUCAUCUGGUGGUGAAGUGGAUUUAAGCCUGGGUAAAGAACUUCCUCUGGAACAUGAUUCUGCUCUGGAUAUGUUAACAAAACUCCAGCAGGAAGUAUAUGGAGCCAUAGAAAAAUUAUCAACAGUACACCAGAGUGGAUCUUGGCGAACACGAGAAACAGUAGAGGAGCGAGAAGGAGAUAUGAAGACAAUUGUUUACAGACUUCGUCAGUCAGUGCAUGAAAUUUUGAAGUUUGGUCAGGGUUCAGCUGUUAAUGCAGCUCGAAAUGGGGAACGAAGUGUAGCUCGAAAACUGCAUCGGCUUUUGGAACCAGUGACAAGAUCAGCUGUCGCUGUAGAUGAAGCAUGGUCCAGAUUGCAAGGGGGUGGAUGGACACAGGCUUUGGCAAGUGGUACUAAUCCAGAGAACUUCAGCCAAUUGGCAGUCAUAGCUCAUACAUUAGUAGAGGAUGUGCGCCGUUUAUCUUUAAACAUUCAAGCAAAGGUAACUUGCAUUUUCAAAAAGUCCCCUAGUUUUGAUUUUACAGGAUUUUCACGUCAGCAAGGAAUAGAAGACGAUGAAAAAACUCCAGUCCAAGAACGUCCUUUACCAGAUCUUCCAGAGAAAACACAACUUGAGAAUAUGUAUGAAAAUGAUGCUAGAAAUUGGCUUGAGGACUAUGAUUAUGUUAAUUUGGAGACUCGUGAAAGUGUAGAACGUGAACAUGAAGACAUUAAGAAGGAGUUGCCUGCACAAUUACGCAAGUCAUUUGACAACUUGGUGAAACAGUCACAGCUAAUAGUAGAUAGUGAUCAUGAGAAAGCAUUACGCAAAGAUGACUCAUCUUGUACAAUCACUGAUAAAAAAGGAAGCCAUAUUUUAGAUCCAAAUGAUCGACAAGUAGUAGCUUUCUAUGGAAAUCAAGCAGAGGUGCAUCUUCAGCAUCUAAACACUGCCAUUGAUGCAUUCCUUCUCACCAUAGAGAAUAAUCAGCCACCCAAAGUUUUUAUUGCACACUCAAAGUUUGUUAUCCUGAAUGCACAUAAAUUGGUUUAUAUAGGAGACACUGUCCAUCGUAAUGUUGUAAAUGCUGACGUAAGAACCCGAGUAUUAAACUGCUCAAAUGCCCUGUGUGAUGCUAUGAAGAACACUGUAGCAGCAGCUAAGACUGCAGCACUGCAGUUCCCAUCAGUGGUGGCAGUUCAAGCAAUGGUAGAUGCUUUUGUUGCUGUAUCUCACUUAGCCAAUAAUCUGAAGCAAGCUGUUUCUGCUGCUCCUCUGUGAUGAUGAUGUCAUAUACCUCUUUGACUAGUUCAGAGUUUGAAAGUCGUACAGCUAUUUGAUUUAUCAAGUGUGUGACCAUCACAGAGAUAUUUCCUUGACUAGCAAAUGGCCAAGAUAUCCCGAUCCUCUCCCUGGUGCUAUGUACAGGAAUGCAGGAGAGGCGGGUCAGUUUAUACAGUAGUUAAUUUUUUUUGUUAAGUAUCAAAAUCACUUGUAAAAUUUUUGAAGAAAAUACUGUGGUUUAGUUACUUUAAACAUUUUGCAUGAAUAAAUUCAAGACAUUAGUUUGGAUUAUCAUAAUUUUUACAAAUACGAGUAUAAUAUUCAUGAUUUUAUGUAAUUAUUUCUUUUGAAUUGACAGCAUUCAAGAUUUUUAAUAUUUUUAUAACUAGCAGCAAUCAUUUCUUUAAGCACAAGUAAUAUAUAUGUAUAUAUUGUCCCACAAUUUAGAUACUGUAUUUAUUUUAUUCGAAUCACUUGUGGAGAUUCAUCCACUUACUAAAGUAUAAUAUUAAAAUGCAAUUGGGUUGUCAUUGGUUGAUACGACUGCAAUUGGAAGUCUACCUGAUUUUUUUACUUAAUAUCUAUUUAUUUAUUUGUUGAUGCAUUGAGUAACAUAUUCCGAGAUAAUUUACAGACUUAAAAAUUUGUAGAAUUUCAUUUUUAAACUCAGGAUAACUUACAUUUUUAGUUUUAUUCCUAUUCACAUGCAAAAUUAAUGUCUUUUCACAUCAUAAUUUUCUUGACGGUACUAGGGAAUUCAUCUAAUAGAGGAUGUGUAACAGAUUUUUAAUGUCUUACAGCAUAGUAUGUUAAGCGACAACUUCCACAGUAAGACAGACUUGAUAUUGUAAACGUUUGGAGUAAAAUCGAUGUAGGCAUCAGUGAUCGUUAAUAUUUUUGAACAGAAAUGUGGGUUUCAUGAAUUACUGGUAAUAAAUGUUAUUAGUUACAGUAAAAUUAUAUUGCUGCAUAUGUAGAGAUACCUCAGUAUCACUAAUUAUAUAUAAGGCCAUGAUGCAUAAAUAUUUUAGCCGUUUAUCUAAUGCCAUGGUUAAUAAAUAGUGAAUGCCUGUGUUUGAAACUUAUAAAUGGCUAUUGUUAGUCUCAGAUUAUAGAUUUUUUGUGCUCAUAGUCGGCUUAUUAGGAUAUAUUGUAUUAUAUAGAAAGACACACUAAUGCCUAUAUUCUGAACUCCACUCUUCCAUAAUUUUUAAUGAUACAGGUAAUGACUUCCACUAGUUGCAGUCAAGAUAGUGGAAUUCUAAAUUCCCAGGCUGUGAUUUUAGUGAUUAAGUAAUAUAAUUUUAAUUACUGAUUCUUUGUAAAUAGAUUAUGCAAGUGUAUAUACUGUACAAGAGUAAACAUGUUAUUAAAAAACACAAAGCAUGUUAGGAAUGACUGAAAUGUGUUCAGUACACUACACAGUAUGCCAGCAGAGUGUAGGCAGGUGGUGCAGUGAGAACCCUACACGUCCCACAGGCGUGCUGCCACCGCAGGUGCCCAGGCUAAUCUUAGCCAUAUAUUACCACUAAAAUCAAAAAGAAGUGCUGCAACAGAAGUGCUGCAACAGAAAUGCUAUGGUUGAAGUGAGACAUGCUUUUUUUUCCAGAGCUUAGCCACUGUUCACCCACAGCAUACAUGUUCCCUUGGCAUUUUUUUUUUAUUUUGCCUUGUUAACAUAGUUUAAUGUUAACAAGAUCCAGCUAAUAUAUGUAGUUGAUAUAAUAUAUUAAGGAAUAGGUUCAGUGAUACCUAAUAUUUAACAGUAUCUAAUUGUGUCCAUAUUGCACUCAGCAUUCAUUACUGUCGUCAUUCCACUGCCGCUUAUAACUGCCAUCAGUCACAAUGAUGUAACCUCUUGUGACUGCAAUUCUGUAAAAAAUGAAGUGUACAUGUUAUCCCGGCAGAAUGUGAGGUUUGUAGCAGAAUUCACAGUGACUGAAUACCUUAUAACUAUAAACUGCAAACAGCACAGUGAUCGUGGACUAUACCUGUGUAAGCUAUUCUUUACAGGCACAUAUGGACUAAUCAACUAUGACUGUAUAUAAUAUAUAUAUACAUUAUAUAUAUAGUGUAUAUUUAUAUAUAUCAAGACCUAUAUUUACUUCCAUUAUGCAAAAGCUUUCAGCUUUGUGAAUUUUGUUUAAAAAGAAAAGUAUUAUUAGUUAAUGUAAAAAGAGUAUGAGCUUGUUUCAAAGAAUUAUAAAAAGGGCUGUCUUGUAAUUUUGAUACAAUUGUUGAGAACCCUUUUAAAUGACUUUGAAAAUGAUCUUUUGUUUUUAUGUGACUUCUGUAUCCAGUAGUAAGAAAUGUACCCUUGGAACCUGAGCCUGUCCACUGUCUCCUUGUGCAUAUUGUGUGAUAAUGUGAUUACCUCUUGUGUUUUUGUACCUAUAUUUGAUAAUAUGUAAUGUACUUUAACAGGCCAACAACAUAACCAGGUUAAUAAAAUAACUGAAUGUAAA